Anopheles cruzii is the source of this 3199-nucleotide messenger RNA. Its product is annotated as intron Large complex component GCFC2. Gene Ontology annotation, cellular component: U2-type post-mRNA release spliceosomal complex; nucleus. The transcript has 8 exons. Gene Ontology annotation, molecular function: DNA binding. Gene Ontology annotation, biological process: spliceosomal complex disassembly; mRNA splicing, via spliceosome. NCBI's taxonomy places the organism in Eukaryota, Metazoa, Arthropoda, Insecta, Diptera, Culicidae. The coding region runs from base 87 to 3077 and encodes 996 amino acids. The record is from RefSeq and is a predicted model, not a curated record.
AACAACAAGAAAUCGAGUGAAUGGAAGCUUAUUGAUACACAUCGAACUGGUGGAGAAGCAUCACACCCGAGCCCGACGACCCAGCGAUGUCGCUCUUUCGAAAGCCAAAAAAACCUAUUCAGCGUCGCGUUUUCAGUGGUUACGAGGAUGAGGAUGAAGAAAACAACUCGGCGAGCCGCAGCGAGGCCCCAAAUGGGAAUGCCAGUGCGGCCCGCAGCGGUGCGAUGGAAUGCGAAGAAGGUCCUGCGGUCCCGUUGACGCCACCAACCGCAGGAGGAGUGCCCGCGGAGCGCAAACGAAAAGAGCACCGCACGGAACGGAGUGGUGACCUUAAGCAGGCACCCGCGAAGGGGGGUUCCGCAUCCUCGAAGUCGAACCUACCGGCCACCGGCACCACCACGAAACACUCUUUACUUAGUUUCGACGACGAAGAGGAAGGCGAGGUGUUCCAAGUCAAGAAGUCGUCCCAUAGCAAGAAGGUGAUGAAAUCGUUGGACAAGGAAAGGCGCAGAAAGCGGCAUCUCGAACGGAGCACGAACGGAACAGUACUGUCGUCGUCGUCGUCAUCAGCAGCAGCGGCGCCCGCCAGUGCGUUGGAGGGUCCCGGGAACACCUUGCGGUCCCGUUUUCCUUCCUCUUCUCCUCCCUCCGCCUUGUCGUACGACAAUGGCAGUAAUGAUAAGAUAAAAAGAGAAAAGUGUGACAAUUCUAGCUCUAAUAUCCAAACAGAAAUACGCACAGACGACUUUGUGCUGGUGGUUAAGAAAUCGGAUCCCGAGAAUAUGAUUCUGAACGGACGGGCGGCACUGUGUGCCGGCCGUGACGAUAUGUCUUCCGAGGACGAAACGUACGGCGGCGUGGUGGACGAUAACACGAAAGCCGGCGAUCGUCAGCAGCACCACCAUCGGUUCGCUAAGCCACAGGACAAUUUCAAAAUGUGUCUCGAAAACGGAGUCAUACCGGACGCGGCCAUGAUUCAUGCAGCGCGCAAGCGCCGGCAGAAGGCACGCGAGCAAGGUGAAUUCAUACCGGUGGAGGAACCGAAGGAGGACAAGAGCAAGAAGCGCACCGUGCAGGAAGACGGCGAAGGCGAUGGGUCGGACGAGGAUGACGAUCGUAUCGAUAUGUCGGCCAUAACCGGUGCCAAAGAGCGCGAGGAACGGCGCGAGCAGUUCUAUGCGGUGCAGCGUGAAGACUCCGACGCGGAAGAUUCCGAUAUCGAAACGAAAGAGUGGGAAAAUCAACAGAUUCGCAAAGGUGUCACCGGUGCGCAGCUCGUGUCCGCCCAACAGGAGUCGGUCAUCUCGCAGUACUUGAUGCAAAGCAGCAACAGCGGCAGUAGCGGCCACUUUAGCCAAACCUUUCAAAAUAAAUCAUCGCGCGGUGCUGAUAGCGACGGAGACAUAUCGGCCGGACUUCGGGCCCUCUCGACGGCUGAACUGCUGGAACAAGCUUACGCUACCACUAAGGCGGGCUUGGCUAAACGGUUGGGUGAUGGUAAAAGAGUCAAAACCAGCACCAGUAGACCAGUGGUGGCCAGUGGUGCUGGUAUCGCUCCGAAAAGUGCCGAUUCGAAACCGACCGGCCCGCGGAUGCCAAAACAAAUUUUGGCCCAGCUAACCGAACGCUACCGCACGACGGUGGAACUGAACCGGAAGCACGAGGACGAUAUAGAGCACAUCACGCAAGAGAUCAAGCUACUGCAGAUGGAUCACCGGGCGUGCGAACAGAAAGCACCGGCGGCGGCUGCCAAGUACCGGUUCUACCAGGAGUUUCGCUGCUAUGUAGCCGAUCUGGUAGAGUGUCUUAACGAAAAAGUACCCCUGGUAACGGCACUUGAGCAGCGCGCCCUGCAGCUGAUGGGAAAGUAUUCGGUGAUGCUAAUCGAACGUCGCCGGCAGGAUGUGCGCGAUCAGGCGAAGGAAAUGGCCGAUGCUAGUAAAAAUGCGAAGCGAACGGCGGAUGACCCGGAACGCAUUCGAAGGGCCGCCGAACGGGAAGGCCGCCGAACGCGUCGGAGGCGCGACCGCGAGAAGAACGAAACGUCCGACAGCCACUACGACGGGAUGUCGAGUGACGACGAAAUUCCGGACAUGGAAGCGGCCCGCUACCGGUCCGCCCUGCAGUCGGUGGAGCUCGAGGCCCGCGAAGUUUUCGCCGACGCGUCCGAAGAGUACGGCGAAAUCGGGGGCAUUUUGGGAAAGUUCGAAGACUGGCGCGAGCACGAUAUGGCAGCGUAUCGCGAUGCGUACGUCAGUUUGUGCCUGCCGAAGAUAGUCGGUCCCCUGAUUCGCCUGCAGCACAUCACCUGGAACCCGCUGGUGGUGGCCAGCGCCGCCGGGUCCGGUGCUAGUGGUGUCGAGUUCGAUCACGAAGAGUGGUACCGCACGGUGGCUCUUUUCGGGCACGUGGCCGACACGGAGGCCGAGCUGGCAGACGACCCCGACGUGCGGUUGCUGCCUGUGAUUGUGGAGAAAAUUUUCCUAUCCAAACUGGCGGCCCUGGUCGAGCAGUACUGGGAUCCACUGUCGACGACACAAACGCUGCGGUUAGUGCGCCUGCUGAAGCGGCUCGUGCGCGACUAUCCCUCCUUACGCAUCACCUGCAAACCGCUACGGGCCCUCUUCCAAACCAUUUUCGACAAACUCAAACAGUCCGUCGACAAUGACGUUUUCAUACCGAUCUUCCCCAAGCAAGCCCAAGAAGCCAAAUCGUCCUUCUUCCAACGGCAGUUCUGCAGCGGGCUGAAGCUGUUUCGCAACAUCACCAGCUGGCAGGGUAUACUGGCGGAUACGGCCCUGAAGGAUCUCGCGAUCGGUUCUCUGCUGAACCGGUACCUACUGAACGGGAUGCGCGUCUGCACGGCACCGGACGCCAUCGGGAAAGCGUCCACGAUCGUGUACACACUGCCGCGCGUGUGGCUCAGCACGGGCUCAUCGGUGGUGCAAAGUAUGGACCAGUUCGUUAGCAUGCUACGGCACCUGGAGUCGCAGCUCGAACCUAACGCUGCCAUCAAUGGGGAGCUCAUCGAGCGAAUCCACAAAAUAUUGAGCAGUUUGCACGUGGUUUCAGCGUAAAAGGAGGGCCAGAACUUUCCGAUGGCCGGAUGAGCUAUUGCGAUCCAGCAAACCGUAUCAAGCGCGCUGCGUCGAUGUAGAUGUUUCUAUUUGAACCAUUUGUAUGCCAAUCUAAUAAUACA